Molecule: messenger RNA, 2217 nt
Organism: Ixodes scapularis (black-legged tick)
Lineage: Eukaryota; Metazoa; Arthropoda; Arachnida; Ixodida; Ixodidae
Product: endothelin-converting enzyme 1-like
Exons: 2
Coding region: 1-2217 (738 amino acids)
Biological process (GO): protein processing
Cellular component (GO): plasma membrane
Molecular function (GO): metalloendopeptidase activity
Source: RefSeq, a predicted model, not a curated record
AUGCGCCUGGGAAGACAAAAAGAGAAAGUUGCAACUUUCGACAAGAAUUUCGAACGUUCGACCAAGAAACUGAAGCCGCCAUCAGGCACCACAGCAAUACGAGGUGCCCCCGAACGAGGUUCGAUCAUUGCGGACAAUGCUCGCGUGCUAUACAAACAAAACUAUUCGCUCGUUCUCAACCGGGAGCUCUGCCUCUAUCCAUUGGCACUCUUGGCGGUCCUAGUCACCGUGGCAGUCCUUGUCAUGGUACUGAGGCCCAGAGAGAAAUUCAGUUUCCUCCAUGAUACGCGACUAGCAUUCGAAACGUGUACCACGCUAAGUUGCAUUCAGGAUGCAGCGUAUUUCGGCCACCUUCUGGAAUGGAAUGUAAAUCCUUGCGAUAAUUUUUACCGGUUCGUCUGCAGUCGUUGGACGAGUCAGUUUCCGGUCGCUGGAAAUAUUUAUCCGGCUUCCACGAACGACGAUUAUGUGGCUGUACUUGAAGAAAGGAUAUACUCAAUGAUCAUGAACCGGGACAAAAAGCUCGACAAGAAGACAUUGGCGAUGCGGGGCCUCGUUGACCAGUGCGUUACCGGGAACCAUACCAAAGAAAACGUUUGGAACCCCCUGCUCGAGCUCAUGGCUUCGCUAUCUCUUGAGGGGUUUCCGCUUACGCCACCGGUUCGCAAAGACUUGUCUGUCUGGAAGAUGGCGGCCAAGUUGCUUCGAAAAACAGGUGUAGCGGCGUUCUUCAGCGUUACCGUCUCGUCCCAUCCGUACAACUCUAAAGACAUUGCCUCUCUUGAGCUGCCCAAGGCUUUGUCCUCGAUCGAAGGCAUAGACAUCAGAGAUGCUAUUCAAAUGUAUUCAUCCGCCACUUUUGCCUCCCUUAAGGCCCUGAAGAAAGACUUCAUCCCACCCGUUCAUAGGCUCAACGUGGUCAGGUUCGCGACUGAACUGGAAAGGCUCUAUCAGCUCUACUCAGGCGACCGAAGCUUCCAGAUCAGCAAGCUCGCGUACAUCUCUCCAGCGAACGAGUUCCUUCGAGAGGUCUUCGACGGUGUACCUCACUCGGUCUUCAGCCAGGACUCCGAAGUGUACAUCCAGUCACCAUACUUCUUCUCCAACGUGGUUGGACUUGUUCAGAAGACUGCGCCCCACACCGUCAUGAACUUCCUUGGCGUCCGGACGAUGAUUCAAAUGUCGCCAUUUCUGCCGCAAUCCGAUUUGUUGGACGUCUACAGCAGCAUCCUCUACAGUGCACCCAGGACGUCGGUUCCACGCUGGAAGCUCUGCCUUCGCACUGUCGAAAAAGCCAUUCCAUCACUUUUCCUUCGGUCUUCGCUGGCAGAUAUCGACCUGCACGGGUCCGCAGCAAGAUUCACAGAGCUCGUAAGCGAGAUGGCGCAGGAAUUCAUCCGUGGCACGGACACCGCUGCUGUCUUUAGCGACUCUUCUAAGGCUGCCAUCCGCAGCAUAAUCAACAAUACGGAUUUCAAGGUUUUGAGUACCUCCUGGAUUAAGGACAAUGAUCGUUUUAAUGAUUAUGUUGGCGCAAUUCCUAGUUUGCGUAGCAACGGCCUGGAUUCUUACUUGGCCGCGCACGAGCACAGCUUCCUGGCUGGCCUGACCCGUAGCUCGUCGGAACGGUGGUCCCAGUCCACUUUCAGCACCAACUGUUGGAGCGAGCGUGGGCCACGAACCAUAUACAUACCGAUGCUUGUUUUCAACAUAACCCUGGCGUUCGCCAAAAAUAUCAACGCAUUUCAGCUCGCACGAGCCGGCGUCCUCAUCGGACGCUGUAUUUUUGAUAUGCUCCUCUCGGAGAUCAACUCUGCCGAUCCGUCACAGCAGUGGCUCGACGAGGACGCAAGGUCGAAGCUGGCCGCCCUCCAGCGCUGCGUCGGAGAGCCCGAAGACCUAUACCGGAUGACCCGGCUCCGCGAUGCCUGGGUGGCCCACUACGCGUACCGCCUCUUCCAGAAGACCGCCAGGAGCAAGGACAGGCCACUGCGUCUGCGAGUGGCUCCGAACAAGGACGUGGGCGCCAGGCAACUGUUCUUCGUCUACCUCGUGCUGCAGUCGUGCGAGCAGAAAGCCGAUCCGAACGAGUACGCGUCCUCUGACGACGACGCCCACUGGAACGCGGCCCUCCGUCAUGAUGGGGGCUUCCACGACGCCUUCCGUUGUGCGCCCGGGAGCACCAUGUACCCAGAGGAACAGUGUGAACUCUUCUGA